CGUCCAACCACGCAUCCAUCCCGUGCUCUACCAACAAGACCCCGCACAUCGUACCCACUCUCAAACCUUCCCAUACAUUAACCCUCAAUCCAUCGCAUCAUUGUCGCAAACAACAAACGCAUAUCAUGGCGCCGACCCUCUAUCCCCGCAGCACUGUCAAGAAGAUAGUCAAGGCGCAUUCCAACAGGCCAUUGAGCAAGAAUGUGGAUAUACUGAUAUACCUGAACUAUGCGCUGUUCAUGCAAGAACUCGUCAACGAAGCGAGCAUCAAGAGCAAACAACGGGGCGAGCGGAGCAUGUCCGCCAAGAGCGUCAAGAGGGUCAGCGAGGAUGUGUUGAGGAAGUACAAGGGUUGAGCGUAGUGGGCUUGAGGGUAUGGGCGUGGCGCCUGCGGGUGGAUACACUGCUUGUGGAAGAUGAGAUUUCGACAGAUGGCAUGCUGUCAUUAGACUGGAUUUUGUCGACUGGCCGGUCAACUGUGGAGGCGUUUUGGAGGCUUUGUUUUGGUGUUCGUGAUACCCGGGUAACUAGUGCAGGUGCAAUGGAAGGCAAGUGAUAAUUGAUUGUCUUGUAUUGGAAAAUUGCUGCUACAUUCUCAUAAGAAAC
Molecule: messenger RNA, 606 nt
Organism: Alternaria rosae
Lineage: Eukaryota; Fungi; Ascomycota; Dothideomycetes; Pleosporales; Pleosporaceae
Exons: 3
Coding region: 126-356 (76 amino acids)
Biological process (GO): kinetochore assembly; mitotic cell cycle; chromosome segregation
Cellular component (GO): nucleoplasm; kinetochore
Molecular function (GO): protein heterodimerization activity
Source: RefSeq, a predicted model, not a curated record